GUGGUGGUCGACGGGGUGGACGGGUGAGUGCUACCAGCAGGACCAUCUGGCGUAGCAGCGAACGCGAACUGACAAGUGGCCUGUAGCGUUAAAUCGUUUGCUUUAUCUCGUUUUAAAGUAUUGCUAUUUUGAUGGGCUGCCAGAAAGUCAAGAGUUGAGCGGAUAGCGACGGUGGUAUGUACAUGAUACGACACUAUUUGGUAUUCUGUUCGUCUCUUCCGUGUAUCUUGUGUGUUGUGUUGUGUGUUGUGCUGUGUGUGUUUAACUUGCAUUUCUUGGAUGCGCUGUUUGCAAACUGCUUGCUAUAUUACGCUUUUGCUUCUUUUUUUCUUCUUUUUCUUUCUUUCUUUUUCCUGUUACUAACAACUUUACAUGAUGUGAUUGUGAUUCCUUUUGCAUCUUGCUCCUUGUACUCACACUUUACUAUCAUAUGAUGUCGAUGAUGAAGCUCGCUCUCUCUCUCUCUCUCUCUCUCUUUCUCUCCAUUGUUUUUUUGUGUUUUUUGUUCCGGCGAGGAUGAGGAUUUGAUUGGACUGGACUGGGG
This is a messenger RNA of Tricharina praecox, 544 nucleotides long. RefSeq lists its product as uncharacterized. Bases 177 to 434 code for a protein of 85 amino acids. NCBI's taxonomy places the organism in Eukaryota, Fungi, Ascomycota, Pezizomycetes, Pezizales, Pyronemataceae. The record is from RefSeq and is a predicted model, not a curated record. The transcript has a single exon.